ACAGGAUAAUAACGUGAUUAUAUGAUUAAGUGCAUUCUAUAAUAUAUUACAAUUAUGGAAGGAAAAACUCAAAUUGAAGGGGACAAUGAAGAUGAGAACGAUAAUGUUGUCGCCCUUAAAAACAGAAUUCCAUUAUUGAAGGAGUUAUUUGAUGUACAUGGAAAAGUUGGAGAAGGAACUUUCAGUUCUGUCUUUCUAGCUACACUAAAAUCUUCUGAUGGAUCGAAGAAAUUUGCCUUGAAACAUUUAGUCCCCACUCGUCAUCCAGAGAAGAUUGAACGUGAAUUGCUAUGUAUGCAACAGAUAGGAGGGAAAGAUUAUGUGGUUGGUUUAGAAUUAUGUUUACGAAGUUUUGAAACAGUGGUUUUUGUUAUGCCUUAUAUGAGACACGACAAGUUUUCGGAUUAUGUACAAGACAUGACUGUUCAAGAGACAAGGGACUAUAUGAUAGCAUUGUUGACUGCAUUGCGAAGAGUUCAUCAAUUUAAUAUUAUACAUAGGGAUGUUAAACCUAACAAUUUUUUAUACGAUCGGUGCAAUAAAAAAUACUUGUUAGUAGAUUUUGGAUUAGCACAAGAAUAUGUUCCUGAAGAUAAGUCCAACAACCCUAAGUCAAAUAGUACUAAUACACAAUCUGUCAAGCGGAAAAGAUCAGACGAAAAUAGUCUAAAUCAAUCUCUUAAUACAGGGAAAAAAGUUACAGGAGAGAAAUGUUGCUGUUUUGGAAAGCCUAAAGUUUGUUCAUUGUGUACAGCAAGACCAGAACAGGCAGCUCCAAGAGCUGGUACACCAGGAUUUCGUGCACCUGAGGUUUUACUGAAACAUCCGUCACAAACACCAGCAAUUGACAUUUGGGCGAGUGGAGUAAUGAUGCUGUGCAUCCUGAGUGGUACUCAACCAUUUUUCCAUUCUCCAGAUGAUUGUACAGCUAUAGCAGAAAUAACAACCAUAUUUGGAUCAAAUAAAAUGCAACAAUGUGCACACAAGCUAGGAAAAAAGAUUAUCUUUUAUGAAGACAUACCGGGCAUCGAUAUUGUAUCUUUAUGUCAGAAGUUAAAAAAGAGAAAUAAGGGUUCAUUAAACAAUAGUAGCGAUCAUAGCAUGUAUGAGAAGGCUUCAUCGGAAGUUCAGUUUUCAAAAGAAGCUUAUCAUCUGCUAUUGAGACUGUUGGAUUUAGACUACAAAACACGACUUACUGCGGAUCAAGCUUUACAACAUCCAUUUCUAAAAUCAUAGUUUCCUUUGCAUUAUGACAAUUCUAAUUAUUCAUUACUAU
Dufourea novaeangliae is the source of this 1276-nucleotide messenger RNA. Its product is annotated as cell division cycle 7-related protein kinase-like. Gene Ontology annotation, molecular function: ATP binding; protein serine/threonine kinase activity. Lineage: Eukaryota; Metazoa; Arthropoda; Insecta; Hymenoptera; Halictidae. Gene Ontology annotation, biological process: protein phosphorylation; mitotic DNA damage checkpoint signaling. The coding region runs from base 55 to 1236 and encodes 393 amino acids. Gene Ontology annotation, cellular component: nucleus. The record is from RefSeq and is a predicted model, not a curated record. The transcript is spliced from 8 exons.